AUGAGCGGCGCCGCUGCACCUCCUCAGCCUCCCUUCGUCGGCGGGAGGGAGCUCUCCGAUCCCCCAUCCGAUGGCAUCUCCAACCUCCGCUUCUCCAACCACAGCGACCACCUCCUAGUCUCCUCCUGGGACAGGACGGUUCGACUCUAUGAUGCGCAUGCUAAUGUCCUUAAAGGGCAGUUCGCACAUGGAGGACCAGUUCUUGAUUGCUGCUUUCAAGAUGAUUCCUCUGUGUUCAGUGCUUGUGCCGAUUGCAAAGUCCGCAAGCUUGUCUUUAGUUCCGGCGAGGAGGAAAUAUUGGGGAGGCAUGGUGCUCCUGUUCGCUGUAUGGAGUACUCUUCUGCUUCAGCUCAGUUAAUCACGGGCAGUUGGGACAAGACGCUCAAGUGCUGGGAUCAAAGAGGUGCGAGUGGACCGGAUCGAACCCUUAUUGGGACAUAUCCACAGCCUGAGCGUGUAUACUCUCUCUCUCUCGUCGGCCAUUGCUUAGUAGUUGCAACAGCAGGAAGACAUGUGAAUGUCUAUGAUUUGCGAAAUAUGUCCCGACCUGAGCAAAAGAGAGAAUCUUCUCUGAAGUACCAAACAAGAUGCGUUCGGUGUUACCCUGAUGGGACAGGUUUCGCUCUCAGUUCAGUGGAAGGACGGGUUGCUAUGGAGUUCUUUGAUUUGUCUGAGGCUGCUCAAGCUAAGAGGUUUGUGUUCAAAUGCCAUCGAAUAUUUGAUGGUCAAUACGACACAGUUUAUCCAGUGAACACCAUUGCAUUCCAUCCGAUCUAUGGGACAUUUGCAACUGGUGGAUGUGAUGGAUAUGUGAAUGUAUGGGAUGGAAACAACAAGAAAAGAUUAUAUCAGUAUGCGAGAUACCCAUCAAGCAUAGCAGCACUAUCUUUCAGCAGAGACGGCCGUCUUCUUGCCGUGGCUUCAAGCUACACUUUUGAAGAUGGAAAUAAACCUCAUGAACCCGAUGCAAUCUUCGUGCGGAAUGUCGGUGAAGUCGAAGUCACACCGAAGCCGAACGUAUUGUCUCCACCUCAAAAUUGAUAUCACAGGUAUAGUAUCAGGUAAAUCGGUCUCGAAUUUGUAAAGCGAGCAUGUUACAGAUCCUAUAAAUUUUGCCGAUUACUCGUAGUGUUACGACGCUAGAUACACUCUUUUUCCUUUUGGAUGCUUCCCUGGUUUUUGUUGCUUGGAAAGUAAUUCUGCAUCCAUUGCCAUGUAAAUGAUGCCAUAAAACUUCCAUUAGGUUCAGAUAAACACCAAAUUUAAUAGGUAAAAUGAUAGCUUUAAGAGCAAAGAAUGUAAUUUCUAAUCAUCAUAUAAGAAAAGCUAAACAUUUGUGGAUUUCUUUUCUUUUUUUGUGUGGCAAAUUAAGGAGUUAAAAGCCGUGGCACGGGUCGUGUCGGAAAUUUGCUGGCAUGAUACGGGACGGUGCGUGUCGGGUUAUGCCGAUGCGUGCCGGUCACAAAA
Messenger RNA from Ananas comosus (pineapple), 1467 nucleotides. Its product is annotated as mitotic checkpoint protein BUB3.2-like. The record is from RefSeq and is a predicted model, not a curated record. Gene Ontology annotation, molecular function: ubiquitin binding. The transcript is spliced from 9 exons. Lineage: Eukaryota; Viridiplantae; Streptophyta; Magnoliopsida; Poales; Bromeliaceae. Gene Ontology annotation, cellular component: phragmoplast; bub1-bub3 complex; kinetochore. Gene Ontology annotation, biological process: mitotic spindle assembly checkpoint signaling. The coding region runs from base 1 to 1041 and encodes 346 amino acids.